Iphiclides podalirius (scarce swallowtail) is the source of this 531-nucleotide messenger RNA. NCBI's taxonomy places the organism in Eukaryota, Metazoa, Arthropoda, Insecta, Lepidoptera, Papilionidae. The record is from the annotation of a GenBank genome assembly.
AUGUUUUAUUUAAUAUCAUUAUUUCUGUUGUGUAAUCAUUUCGGCGCGGCGUUGGUUGGGAAAGACUCGGAUAAUUUUGGUCCGUACAACAUCGCGUGGGAACAUCACGAGACCUGCAAAGGGCCUAAGUCGGUUGAUUUAACGAAAUAUUCAACACAUUUGGUUGUUGCAGACAACGCAUUUCAUAAUGAGAUCAAUAUAACCUUUUUGGACCAAACCGUCAUCGAGGAGAUCAAAAUGUCCGUGUACGCUAUUAAGGACAAACGGAAAAGCCUGCUCUGGAACUACAUUGUAGUGAAGCCUUGCCAACACUUUGCGCUCGCUGCGGUACUGGAAACAUAUGUAGGUGCCAAAAAUUGUGUCGUCAAAAAGGGGUCGUACUACUGCGAUUUGAAUAUAACAGAAAUAACUUAUAAGUACCUUGGGACGUCUUUCUUUUACGGCAAAUUUAUAUUUCGAGUGCUCGUCCUUUCCAAGAAAGGAAAUAUCAUUUGCCUCGUGUUCAGCCCAGAAAUUAAGAAAAAAGUUGUG